AAUGUUUACUUGCCCUGGGACGCACAGAAAUGACGCCGAGACGUUAUCUGGCUCGUAAAUAGUACGUCAUGGCAAUUUGAAACCACCAGCAUGCACUUCAUUAACGUCGGGCAGUAGGCCUACGUCUUUAAUCUGCAAUAUUUAAGGUCAGAUGUUUCUUUUGUUUGCUAUAUUUAGCUUCACUGGCUGUGACCGUGUCACUAGCUGACAAUUGAGGCACCCUACGACAUUCACUUCUCUGAAAGUCAAAAUGGCUCUCGCAGUUGCACAAACCAGGUCAGUCUUAUUUAUCAAACGCAAAUAUCUGCAUGCUUUGAGGAAAACCUGCCUGUGGUUUUCAACGAAUGACACGAUUCUAGCUGAUCAGAGGAAACCACCACCGAAAACACAUUUGAGAAAAAGUCAAAAGAAGACUACUUUGACUGAUCUGUCCUGGGAGGAAAGGCUGUCUGAUGUGGUCACCCCUCUAUGGAGGCUGAGUUAUGAUGAGCAACUUGAGCUCAAGCUAAAGCACCAGGAAAGGAUCAUGUCUCAGCUGUCUGGGUAUCUUUCAGGUGAACUACAAUCACAGUCCUCAUUACCUGUCAGAACCAAACUCAGUUUCCCUGUCUUGCCUGUUCUGCCAUCACCAGUUAGGGAUGGCUACCGCAACAAGUCUACCUUUUCUGUUAACCGAGGAGUGGAUGGAAAUCCAAAGACGGUUGGAUUCUACGUGGGCACAGGGAAGAAGGGAAACAUUGUCUGCGUCAAUGGAGACCACCUUCUCAACAUGCCAGAGAAGCACACAAGGGUGGCCAGAUGUUAUCAGGACUUUAUCCGCCUCUCUUCUCUCGAGCCCUGCCUGCUGUUCUACACUGGGGGUCACUGGAGAGAGGUCACAGUGAGGACCAAUGCAGAGGGCCACACCAUGGCUAUAGUGUACUUUCAUCCACAGACGCUGACCCCAGAAGAGGUGGUGGUCCAUAAGGCUGAGCUGCUGGAUUACUUCACACGAGGGCCGGGAUCAGUCUGCCAGCUGCACUCACUGUUUUUCCAGGAGAGCGCCAUGACUCGCUGUACUCAUGAGCAAUCACCCUACCAGCUCCUGCAUGGUCAGCCACACAUAUACGAGGAGCAGCUGGGAUUCAAAUUCCGCAUAUCUGCCGAUGCCUUUUUCCAGGUGAACCAGGCAGCAGCUGAGGUGCUGUAUAGCACAGUGAGACAACUGUGUAUCCCAAACCCAGAGGAAGGUGGGGAAAGGACACAAUUUGGUGGUACUCUUCUGGAUGUGUGCUGUGGGACAGGUGCCAUCGGCAUUAUUACAUCUCCCAGAGUGGACAGAAUUAUUGGUAUAGAGCUCAUAGAACAGGCAGUGGAAGAUGCUCGACACAACGCAGCUCUCAAUAAUGUACUGAACUGUGAGUUUAUCCCUGGGAAGGCUGAGGUGGUGCUUCCUGGAGUUAUGUCACAGUUGAGUUCUGCAGGUGGAGGGCCUGUGGCUGCUGUGGUGAAUCCUGCGCGAGCUGGCCUCCACUACCGAGUGGUCCGAGCUUUACGAAACCAACCUAAUAUCCGCAGGCUGGUCUAUGUGUCCUGCAAACCGGAUGGGGAUGCUAUGAGGAACUUCAGGGAGCUUUGUUGUGCUCCUGACCCGAUGAAGAAACUCACAGGAGAGGCAUUUUCUCCAACUCUGGCUGUGCCUGUAGACAUGUUUCCACACACUCCUCAUUGUGAACUGGUGCUACUAUUUGAGAGGUAGCAGAUGAUUUAGUUCAGAGUUGAGCUUUAAACAACACUAAUUUCUUUGUAACUCUAAUGUGGCAUCAAAUAAUAAUUCACUGUAUGCUAAAUAUAAUGGCUUAUCUUUACCCACA
Molecule: messenger RNA, 1853 nt
Organism: Gymnodraco acuticeps
Lineage: Eukaryota; Metazoa; Chordata; Actinopteri; Perciformes; Bathydraconidae
Gene: trmt2b
Product: tRNA methyltransferase 2 homolog B
Exons: 2
Coding region: 251-1738 (495 amino acids)
Biological process (GO): RNA processing
Molecular function (GO): tRNA (uracil(54)-C5)-methyltransferase activity, S-adenosyl methionine-dependent
Source: RefSeq, a predicted model, not a curated record